AUGUCGAUGGAUAUAACUUUCCUUGGCACUGGCUCGGCCUAUCCCUCUCCAACCAGAGGAGCAUCUGCACUGGUGCUUCGCAGGGAAGGAGAAUGCUGGCUCUUCGACUGCGGGGAGGGAACUCAAACACAGUUCAUGAAGAGCCAUCUGAGAGCAGGCAGAAUUACCAAGAUCUUCAUAACUCAUCUUCACGGUGACCACUUCUUUGGACUUCCUGGCCUGCUGUGUACAAUUAGCCUCCAAAGCAGCCCUGACUCAGACAAACCACCUCUGGAUAUUUAUGGACCAUUAGGGCUGCGAGACUUCAUCUGGAGGAGUAUGGAGCUCUCCCACUCACAACUUCUUUUUCCCUACGUUGUUCAUGAACUGGUACCAACGCGGGACCAGUGCCCUGCAGAAGAAUUCAAAGAGUUUUCUUAUAUGGGCAGAGAUGAGAUACCUCCCAAGGGAGCACAAGGGAGAGUACUCCAUCUGGACCCAGCAGAAGACUCUUACUUGCUGCUUGAGGAUGAGCAGCUGGUUCUGAAAGCAUUUCGCCUGUUUCACCGCAUUCCUUCCUUUGGCUUUGUGGUGGAAGAGAAGCCCCGGACCGGCAAACUCAAUGUACAGAAACUGAAAGACCUGGGAGUUCAACCAGGUCCUGUGUAUGGGAAGCUGAAGAAUGGAACUGCAGUUGUUCUGGAAAAUGGACUAACAAUUUCUCCUUCUGAUGUCUUAGAAGACCCUAUUCCUGGAAGAAAAAUAUGCAUUCUGGGGGAUUGUUCAGGGGUGGUUGGAGAUGCGGCCGCUAAGCUUUGCUGUGGAGCAGAUGUGCUGAUACACGAAGCCACGUUGGAUGAUACCCAAGAGGAAAAGGCCAGAGAACAUGGUCAUAGCACUCCAAAAAUGGCUUCGGAGUUUGCAAAAUGGUGUAAAGUUAAGAAACUGGUGUUGACUCACUUCAGUCAGCGGUACAAACCGGCUGCGCAGAGAGGGGAGGGCGAUGCGGACGUCACCGAACUAAGGAGGCAGGCAGAGUCAGUGUUAGAUGGCCAAGAAGUAAUGCUAGCAGAGGACUUCAUGACAAUAGAAAUUCCAAUGAAAAAGUUAAAAUGGUAG
Molecule: messenger RNA, 1098 nt
Organism: Nestor notabilis (Kea)
Lineage: Eukaryota; Metazoa; Chordata; Aves; Psittaciformes; Psittacidae
Gene: ELAC1
Product: elaC ribonuclease Z 1
Exons: 3
Coding region: 1-1098 (365 amino acids)
Cellular component (GO): nucleus
Molecular function (GO): 3'-tRNA processing endoribonuclease activity
Source: RefSeq, a predicted model, not a curated record